Messenger RNA from Pezoporus occidentalis (night parrot), 2072 nucleotides. Its product is annotated as uridine-cytidine kinase-like 1. The transcript has 14 exons. The coding region runs from base 16 to 1602 and encodes 528 amino acids. The record is from RefSeq and is a predicted model, not a curated record. Gene Ontology annotation, molecular function: kinase activity; ATP binding. Gene Ontology annotation, cellular component: cytoplasm. Lineage: Eukaryota; Metazoa; Chordata; Aves; Psittaciformes; Psittacidae.
CGGCGGCGCGCGGAGAUGGCGGCGGCGGGCGCGGAGGAGCGGCGGGGAAGCGCGUGGGGCGCGGCGGGUCCCGAGCGCGGCCCGGGCCCGCUGGGCUCGCUGCUGAGCCGGCUGCCGCUGGCGCCCUCCCCGCGGCGCAGAACCGCCAGCCAGUGCCAGCCGGAGCCGCCGCUGCUGCGCACCAGCAAGCGGACCAUCUACACGGCCGGGCGGCCGCCCUGGUACAGCGAGACCGGCGCGCCCGUGGACGAGGCCUUCGUCAUCGGCUUGUGCGGUGGCAGUGCCUCGGGCAAGACAACAGUGGCAACACGGAUCAUCGAGGCGCUGGACGUGCCCUGGGUCGUGUUGCUCUCCAUGGACUCCUUCUACAAGGUGCUGGACGAGGGGCAGCAGGCUCUGGCAGCCCGCAGCGACUACAAUUUUGACCACCCUGAUGCCUUCGACUUUGAGCUGCUCGUCAGUGUCCUCCGCAAGCUCAAGAAGGGCAAGAGCGUGAAGGUGCCGGUGUACGACUUCACCACGCACAGCCGCCGCCGGGAGUGGAAAACAGUGUACGGGGCCAACGUCAUCGUCUUUGAAGGGAUUCUGGCUUUUGCGAACAAGGAGUUGCUGAAGCUCCUGGACAUGAAAGUGUUUGUGGACACGGAUUCUGACAUCCGGCUGGUGCGACGGCUGCAACGCGACAUCAUGGAACGUGGUCGCGAUGUCGCGGGUGUCAUCAAGCAAUACAACAAGUUUGUGAAGCCAUCCUUUGAGCAGUACAUCGAGCCCACUGUGCAGGUUGCCGAUAUCGUGGUGCCCAGGGGUGGGGAAAACUUUGUGGCCCUAGACCUCAUUGUGCAGCAUGUGCACAGCCAGCUGGAGAAGCGUGAGAUCACUGUCAGGGCAGCUCUGGCCUCUGCCCACCAGGGGCAGCCCCUGCCGAAGACACUGAGCGUCCUGGAGAACACUCCCCAAGUGCGAGGCAUGCACACCAUCAUCAGGAACAAGGACACAACCAGGGACGAAUUCAUCUUCUACUCCAAGCGCCUGAUGCGGCUGUUGAUUGAACAUGCCCUCUCCUUCCUGCCGCUGAAGUCGGUCACCGUGGAGACACCUCAGGGGACCACGUAUGAAGGGAAGCGGUUCCACAGACAGAGGAUCACUGGUGUGUCCAUCCUGCGAGCAGGGGAGACCAUGGAGCAAGCCCUGACUGCUGUGUGCAAGGACAUCCGCCUGGGCAAGAUCCUCAUUCAGACCAACCAUGACACGGGAGAGCCCGAGCUCCACUACCUGCGCCUUCCCAAGGAGAUCAGCGAGGACUAUGUCAUCCUCAUGGACAGCACUGUGUCCACGGGGGCCGCGGCCAUGAUGGCAGUGCGUGUCCUGCUGGAUCAUGAUGUGCAGGAGGACAGGAUCUUCCUGCUGUCACUGCUGAUGGCGGAGAUGGGGGUGCACUCUGUGGCCUAUGCCUUUCCCCGUGUCCACAUCAUCACCACUGCUGUGGACAAGAGGAUCAAUGAAGAGUUCCACAUCAUCCCUGGCAUCGGUAACUUUGGGGACCGAUACUUUGGCACCGAUGGACCCUCUGCCUGGUGUGAGAGUGACGGCAUGGACUGCUGAGCUGGCUGGCCAUGGGGCCACCACCCAGGCUGGCUACAGCCCCCAGGAGGGGCUCUGAGUUGCCAGCCUAUGCCCCCCACCUGCAGCCCCCAGCUCUCUUGCCUGCAGGCCGAGCCCUUGCUGCCUGCCCCCCUUCCACCUGCAGGAGUAGCCCCUUGGGGGUCAGAGGCAACCCUCCAACAAGGGAGGGAUGGUGUCAGGGUGUUCCUCACCUCUGGCCCCUGCCUCUGUGCCCCAGGCCGGCCAUGCUGGCGGGAGGGAGGGGUGGUCUCCCUGCAGCUUGUGCCUGAGGGGCCGGUCACCCUCUUCCCUGGGCACUGGGCAAGCUCCCGUGCUGGAAUCUGUAUUUAUUUGUAUUUAUUUGAGCAGCUGCCCCAUCUGGUCUCCUGUGGGCAGGCCAGCUACUUGAAAAACAUCAGGGAUUGGGAACCAAGGAACCACCUUGUCCCCACCGCUCUGACACUCCAUCC